Onychostoma macrolepis is the source of this 3532-nucleotide messenger RNA. RefSeq names its product calpain-1 catalytic subunit. Bases 1306 to 3420 code for a protein of 704 amino acids. Gene Ontology annotation, cellular component: cytoplasm. The record is from RefSeq and is a predicted model, not a curated record. NCBI's taxonomy places the organism in Eukaryota, Metazoa, Chordata, Actinopteri, Cypriniformes, Cyprinidae. Gene Ontology annotation, molecular function: calcium-dependent cysteine-type endopeptidase activity; calcium ion binding. Gene Ontology annotation, biological process: proteolysis. The transcript is spliced from 22 exons.
CAAAACAGGACUGAGUUAAAUGUAUGUUUGUUUUAGUCUGUUCUGAUGUGAUCUCUUAUGUACAGUAAUCAGACACCAGAAUCAAACACAUGUAGGAUGUUGUUGCCUUUUAUGCACAAAAUCUAACAUAGCUCUGAAGACUGCAGAUAAUCAAGCUCUCCGUCAAAGGACAAGAUGCUUCUAAUUCUCUCUCUCUCUCUCUCUCUCUGUCUGUGUGUGUGUGUGUGUGUGUGUAUAUGUAUGUCCCUAUAGACUGUAAAUAUGGGUCAUUUAAAACCACAAUCAGGUGACAGUCACAUUAUUGCAGCUCUUUGCUGCCCCCUUUUGGGCUUUAAGAAACCUUUUAUUUGAUCAUAUUCCAAAGUGGAAGGCAUUUUAUAAUGCCCAAUUCAUAGUCAAGCACUGUUUUUAUAUUUUCGUUAGGUGUGGCAUUAAAUUAUUAAGAAACAUAAAAAUGUAGAAUUCAUAAAGCUACCUUGCCUGCCGCAACCCUGUUGCCUACCUUUAAGAAAAAAAAUGCCUAUAUGCGCCUGUAUGGUAAUAACUCCACAUUUAACUCUUAUUUUUUUAAACAUCAUUAUAGAUACACAUGUGGCUCGCCAAUUGAGGAAAAACGUAUUAUGUAAUGAUUUUGCCGCAGUAACUAAAUCUGCAAUGAAAUUGGGCGUGGCUCUUGUCUCCGGUUGGUCUGGUACGUUUUGUUUUAAAUAAUGGUUGUUAUGUUAAUAAUAUAACUAUUUAAAUUCUUCACAGUGUAGCCUAUUUUACAAAUUAAUGGAUAUUUAAAAAACCCCGUAUAGACCGCUGCAGAGUAAGGACGUUGAAUGUGAUCUGUUACUUUUCUCUGCGAUUGUCAAGAUAGACCAAUCACAGUCGUCUGGUUAUUCAGUACUGCAUAGUGUGGAGGAAAAAAAAACAUAUUAUAGAGGUUACUUUGGCCGAUUUAUCUCAGUAUGUCAUGUAUCAGUGCUUGGAAUUUGUAGACUAAAAUAUAACAUAAACAUAUUAAUGUACAAAUGUCUCAAGUAUGAAAAUAUCAAUGCAUUUUAUUUGCAGGAUUCUGCUUUUUAAGUCUCCUUGCGCCCUCUAGAGGAAUAUAACCGCUCGUCUCACAGUAAUGGUAACAUUUGGGAGCAUUACACACACGCUCACUGCAGUCCCUCACACGCUGGGACAAAGCUUAACAUGAUAUGUUAGUUCAUUAAACAGGACCUCAUUGCAAGAAUACUCGUAUCUGGAUUUGGAGAGUGCCAUUUUAAGCAGUGAUCCAUAUUUUUGGUGGUGUCUCUGACAGUUCUGUCCUGGAUGGAGCCAAUUUGUGCCACAGGGGUCGCUGCUCGUUUGAGGAGCGAAUGGGAUCGAAAUGCGGGGUUGGGUCAGAACAAUAUGGCCUUGAAGUUCUUGGGCCAAGAUUUUGAAACCUUGCGUGCCCACUGCCUUCAGAGUGGAUGUCUGUUUGAGGAUGAAACAUUCCCAGCCCAGCAGACUUCUUUAGGAUUCAAGGAGUUGGGCCCCGGCUCUGCAAAAACCAAAGGUGUUCACUGGAAGAGGCCCACGGAGUUCUGCACUGACCCACACUUUAUUGUAGAUGGCGCCACACGCACAGACAUCUGCCAAGGAGCUCUAGGUGAUUGCUGGCUGCUGGCAGCCAUUGCGUGCCUUACCCUCAAUGAACCCUUGCUGCAUCGGGUAGUGCCUCAUGGCCAGAGCUUCCAUCAGCAAUAUGCUGGAAUCUUUCACUUCCAGUUUUGGCAGUUCGGGGACUGGGUGGAUGUGGUGAUUGACGACCGGCUGCCUGUCAGAGAUGGGAAACUGCUUUUUGUCCACUCAGCUGAGGGAGCGGAGUUCUGGAGUGCCCUGGUGGAGAAGGCAUAUGCAAAGUUGAACGGCUGCUAUGAGGCUCUAUCUGGAGGCUGCACGUCUGAGGGGUUUGAGGAUUUCACCGGUGGAGUGACAGAGAUGUAUGAGCUGAAAAAACCUCCACCCAACCUCUUCAGCAUCAUCAGAAGAGCUGUGGAGAGAGGCUCCCUGAUGGGCUGCUCCAUAGAUAUUACAAGUUUCUUUGACAUGGAGGCGAUCACCUUUAAAAAACUGGUGAAAGGCCAUGCAUACUCUAUUACUGGAGAGGAAGAGGUGGAGCACAGAGGAAAGCUCACAAAGCUGUUGCGCAUCAGAAACCCUUGGGGAGAGGUGGAGUGGACAGGACCCUGGAGUGAUGAGUCAAAGGAAUGGCGAGAAAUCGACCCGUCUGUAAGGUCCCGUCUGCACAACUGCCAAGAGGAUGGAGAAUUCUGGAUGUCAUUCAGUGACUUCAUGCGAGAGUUCAGCAGACUAGAGAUCUGUAACCUGACACCGGAUGCACUACAGAGCAGCGAGGUGAAGAAGUGGAACACAUCCCUGUAUCCUGGUGAAUGGAGAAGAGGAAGCACUGCUGGUGGCUGCAGGAAUUAUCCAGCAACAUUUUGGAUCAAUCCCCAGUUUAAAAUAGUCUUAAAGGAACCAGAUACUGAGAGUCAAGAAGACUGCACUUUUCUAGUGGCCCUGAUGCAGAAGAAUCGCAGGAAGUUACGUCGGGAGGGCAAAGACAUGGAAACGAUUGGAUUUGCCGUUUAUGAGGUCCCUGAAGAGUAUCUGGGCCGGGUGGGUGUGCAUCUGAAGCGUGAUUUUUUCCUCACCCACACAUCCAGCGCUCGUUCUGAGCUCUUCAUCAACCUUCGAGAGGUGAGCUCACGUUUCUGCCUGCCAGCGGGGGAAUAUAUCGUCGUCCCCUCCACCUUUGAGCCCCAGAAAGAAGGAGACUUUGUGCUGAGGGUCUUCUCAGAAAAGGCUGCUGACUCUCAGGAGCUAGAUGAUGAAAUUUCAGCAGAUGUACCCGAGGAGCCUGCGCUCCAGGAGAGCGACAUUGACGAGGGCUUCAAGGCACUUUUCGCAAAGUUGGCAGGGCCGGAAAUGGAAAUCAAUGUGUCAAAACUCCAGAUGAUUCUGAACCGGGUUGUUGGCAAACAUAAAGACAUAAAGACAGACGGAUUUCACAAAGAGGCCUGUCGAGGCAUGAUAAAUCUUAUGGAUACAACUGGCACUGGAAAGCUGGGACUAACAGACUUCCAUGUGCUCUGGGAGAAGAUCAAACGAUAUCUUGCAGUGUUUAGGGAGUUUGACUUGGACAAGUCCGGCACAAUGAGCUCUUAUGAAAUGCGUCUGGCGCUAGAAUCAGCAGGCUUCAAGUUGACCAACAACUUGUUCCAGCUGAUAAUCCUACGCUACGCAAAGACAGAUCUCAACGUGGACUUUGACAGCUUUGUGUCUUGUCUGAUCCGCCUGGAGACUAUGUUCAAAACUUUUAAAACAAUGGACACUGAUGAAGAUGGAUCUGUAUCCUUCAGCUUCACCCAGUGGAUCACCCUCACUAUGUUUACCUAGAUGGAUGUUCCUCUUCCUCUGUGCUUCCUCUGUCCUUACUUCCUCUUCUUUACUACAUGCCUCCUGUAACCUCAGUAGUAUUCAUGAAGUGGGUAAAUGACUGACAAUAAGG